Cervus elaphus (red deer) is the source of this 3157-nucleotide messenger RNA. RefSeq names its product heterogeneous nuclear ribonucleoprotein D like (gene HNRNPDL). Lineage: Eukaryota; Metazoa; Chordata; Mammalia; Artiodactyla; Cervidae. The transcript is spliced from 7 exons. Gene Ontology annotation, molecular function: poly(G) binding; poly(A) binding. The record is from RefSeq and is a predicted model, not a curated record. Gene Ontology annotation, cellular component: nucleoplasm. Gene Ontology annotation, biological process: regulation of gene expression. Bases 455 to 1717 code for a protein of 420 amino acids.
UGGGGCGGCAGCGGAAGAGGCGUCCGCGCCGCGCGGCCGCCCGGAGAGGCCGCCGCGCGCCCGCUUCCUGUUCGGCUGGUUCCAGCCAGCUCGAGGACAAAACACGCGUGCGCGCGGCGGGCGGACGGCCGGCGCGCUCGCCGCCUCAGCCGCCGGCGCUGGGCGCAGUCCGCCUUUUUCUGGAGCGGCGCGGCCACGGUGCUAAUCGAUAGCAGCAGCUCUGCGCUGGGGGAACCGAGGGCGGAAAAAGGCGGGGUUGACGGCUCUUGGCUGGGAGUGGGCUGGACCGGACGCCAGAGACAAAAGGCUCUCAAGGCAAGAGGGACUGUGGCGUUGCUCGGGAUUCUGACCCCAGGACUUCUCGCCCCGUCGUUGUUUCUCUUCUGACGCGUCUCUCUCUUCCCAAGCCCGCGUCCCCUCACCCGCGACCUCGCUUCUCAGCAGGAGGCCCGCGAUGGAGGUCCCGCCCCGACUCUCCCAUGUGCCGCCGCCAUUGUUCCCCUCCGCUCCCGCUACUUUAGCCUCCCGCAGCCUCUCCCAUUGGCGGCCGCGGGCGCCGCGGCAGCUUGCCCCGCUCCUCCCUUCGCUCGCUCCCAGCUCCGCCCGGCAGGGGGCGCGCCGGGCCCAGCGCCACGUCACCGCCCAGCAACCCUCCCGAUUGGCGGGCGGGGCGGCUAUAAAGGGAGGGCGCAGGCGGCGCCCGGAUCUCUUCCGCCGCCAUUUUAAAUCCAGCUCCAUACAACGCUCCGCCGCCGCUGCUGCCGCGACUCGGUCUGCGCGCCAGCACCCUCCGGCCGACCACUCCGCCGCUAUGGAAGACAUGAACGAGUACAGCAACAUAGAGGAAUUCGCAGAGGGAUCCAAGAUCAACGCGAGCAAGAACCAGCAGGAUGACGGUAAAAUGUUUAUUGGAGGCUUGAGCUGGGAUACAAGCAAGAAAGAUCUGACUGAAUAUUUGUCUCGAUUUGGGGAAGUUGUGGACUGCACGAUUAAAACAGAUCCUGUUACUGGAAGAUCACGAGGAUUUGGAUUUGUGCUUUUCAAGGAUGCUGCUAGUGUUGAUAAGGUUUUGGAACUGAAAGAACACAAACUGGAUGGCAAAUUGAUAGACCCCAAACGGGCCAAAGCUUUAAAGGGGAAGGAACCCCCAAAAAAGGUUUUCGUGGGUGGAUUGAGCCCAGAUACUUCGGAGGAACAAAUUAAAGAAUAUUUUGGAGCCUUUGGAGAGAUUGAAAAUAUUGAACUUCCUAUGGAUACAAAAACAAAUGAAAGAAGAGGAUUUUGCUUUAUUACAUAUACAGACGAGGAGCCAGUAAAGAAAUUGUUAGAAAGCAGAUACCAUCAAAUUGGUUCUGGGAAGUGUGAAAUCAAAGUUGCACAACCCAAAGAGGUAUAUAGACAGCAACAGCAACAACAGAAGGGAGGAAGAGGUGCUGCAGCUGGUGGGCGAGGAGGUACUAGGGGUCGUGGCCGAGGUCAGGGCCAAAACUGGAACCAAGGAUUUAAUAACUAUUAUGAUCAAGGAUAUGGAAAUUACAAUAGUGCCUAUGGUGGUGAUCAAAACUAUAGUGGCUAUGGCGGCUAUGAUUAUACUGGGUAUAACUAUGGGAACUAUGGAUAUGGACAGGGAUAUGCAGACUACAGUGGCCAACAGAGCACUUAUGGCAAGGCAUCUCGAGGGGGUGGCAAUCACCAAAAUAAUUACCAGCCAUAUUAAAAGGGACGCUGGAGAAAACAGGUGUGUAUAAGAGUUCAAGAAACCAGUGGAAAUGUCUAAUUUAAUUUAAAGAUCAAUAGACAAAUGAAAAUGAGUAAAAACAAAAUACCAUGUAGCGUGUUUUUACUAAAUUGUUAAAUUUUUACUUGCUUUAUGAGCCUGUUUUGCCUAAAGUGUCUAUAGAUCUUUAACUUUAAAGUUUUAUCUCACUUUCUUUAGUAAUACAGAAAAACUUAAGAGUUUUUCUGUUUGCUUUGUGUACCAGGUGGUCUAGAGGAAUAAUUAAACUUUUUUAGAACUAUUAACAGGUAAAGUACUGAAAUGGGUACAACUUAAGGAAAACAAGAAUGUUGUCUUCUAACUCUGACAUUAUACCUUGUUUGUACCCGCCAGCGGGAACUUCAUUGCAGGCCGUGUGUCACCCUGACCACGUCUAUCUCUGGGGGUCGCACGUUGCGGGCAGAGCGCAAGGCAUACACCAGAAAACGCUGUCCUGUGGUAUGGUCUCUUCCAACUUCAUGUACCAGCGUAAAGAUUAAAGUGGAAAACUUCAGACUUUGGCUUCUUUUUUAAUCUUUUUGAAGAUUAAGUGUCUAAACUUAACUUAAAUGGUUUUUUACAGGAGUUAAAGUACAUAAAUGCCUUUUUACAGCUUAAUCAUUUUGGUCUUCUGUUUAGUGUUGUAUUUCAAUUGUGGAGCCUCAUUUUAAGUGUUCAUUCUUUAAGAUUUAAUGCUUGCUUUUUCUUUUUAUAGCUAAUAGUGAAAUCUACAAACCAAAACAAGAACUUUAAAAUCUGGGAUUUAAAUUAAAGAUCAUAUGCACAUAGCAAUUUGUUGCCUUGCAAUACAAGCGUGUUAGAAAUUCAUGUUGGUAAUAGAAUUUUACAUGGCUUACUAGAGACACUUCUAGUAAACCUUGCAUCUAGCACAGUUCAACCUGUGAAUUUGAAAAGAUUGUGUUCCCUGAUUUUCUAAGUAAGUUUUAACAUCAUUUGGGAACUUCAAGGUGAGAUGAUGAUGAUUACAAUUAACCCAAACUGCGUUUUGCCAAUGAAUUUGCAUGUGAUCUUUAAUUAUUGAAGAAAAGAAUAAAGUGAGAACUUAAUUCAUGAAAGUGGACCUUAGAAAGCUUGCCGGAGUUGCACAAGUCUAAUUGCCAUUUUGUUUUUGUUUUUAGGAAGAGAUUGCUAACGUAACCAUCUUGCAGGAGGACAUUGAAGAUUGGUCUUCUGUUGAUCUAAGAUGAUUAUUUUGUAAAAGACUUUCUAGUGUACAAGACACAAUUUGUGUCCAACUGUAUAUAGCCGCCAAUUAGUUUUUUUUGUUUUUACUUUGUCUUUUGCUAUCUGUGUUAUGACUCUGUGGAUUUGUGUUUAUACAAACUUUAUUUGUAUGAUUACAUGUUAAACCUCAAAUAAAUGCUUCCUUAUGUGAUUGUU